AUGCCGCCAAGUAGCUUACGGGUAGUGUACGCGUUCGCCAGAGAAAUGCAUCCGAAAACGACCGAUGUUUUCAUACAAUACGGCACAGCCGGAUUCCGCACAAAGGCCAUCUUGUUGGAACAUGUGGUCUACCGCAUGGGAUUGUUGGCUGUUAUCCGCUCCAGGGUGAAAAAUGGUCGCACAAUAGGAAUGAUGAUAACUGCAUCGCACAAUUUGGAGCCAGACAACGGUGUGAAGUUGGUUGACCCUGACGGUGAGAUGCUGGAGGAAGAAUGGGAGUCCCUUGCGACGAAAUUGGCUAAUGUCAGUGACAAUGAUCUGGAAGCGACGACGAUGGAGAUCAUACAGGAGGUCAAGGCUGAUAUGACCCUGAAGGCCAGUGUAUUCAUUGGGAUGGACACCAGAUACACAAGUCCUCGACUAGCUGCAGCGGCGGCGAAUGGCGUGAUAGCUCUGAAGGGGACUCCGAAGGAGUUCGGCAUAGUGACCACUCCCAUGUUGCACUUCUUCGUCAAGUGCCGCAAUGAUAAUUCUUACGGAACUCCCACUGAAGAAGGAUAUUACGAGAAAAUCAUAGGCGCAUACAAGAACAUGCGUAAGAGUCUACCGACGAUAGGGGACUACUCCCCCUGUUUGUACGUAGAUGGCGCCAAUGGUGUAGGGGGCAAGAAACUAAAGAAUGUAAAGAAAAACUUCGACGAGGAGGAACUUGAACUACAUCUGUUUAAUUUGGGCGGGUCUGGAGAGAAGCUGAAUUUGGGUUGCGGCGCAGACCAUGUGAAAGUGACGCAGACUCCCGCUAAGGGCAUCCCGAGCACGCCGUACCAACGUAUCGCAUCACUCGACGGAGACGGCGACCGACUGGUGUAUUAUUAUACUGAUGACAAGGACAAAAUGCACCUACUAGACGGAGACCGUAUAGCCACGUUGCUAGCUUCAUACAUCACGGAGUUGUUGCAGCGAUGCCAGACUACUGAGAUACAACUCGGCAUAGUACAGACUGCGUACGCCAACGGAGCCUCCACUAAAUAUAUCACUGAUACUCUUAAAAUCCCAGUUCAAUGCGUAAAGACCGGAGUGAAACACUUACACAGCGCAGCGCACAAGUACGACAUCGGAGUUUACUUCGAGGCCAACGGACACGGCACUGUACUCUACAGCAGUAAGGCCAAGAAUGUCAUCAGCAGGAUAGCCAAGGAGGGAGACCCAGAACCACGCGAAGCAGCAAAAUUACUAAACCAAUUCAUAGAGAUGACGAACGAAACAGUGGGCGAUGCGAUAUCGGACCUACUCCUGGUGGAGACUGUACUCUGUGCGCGAGGCAUCUCCGCCGUGCAGUGGAUGCAGAUAUACAGGGACCUGCCUUGUAGGCAACUCAAAGUUACUGUCGCGGACCGUAACGCCAUUCAGACAACUGACGCGGAACGUCAGUGCACUAGUCCCGAAGGUCUACAGCAACGUAUCAACGAGCUGGUGGCCAAGUACCCGAGUGGUCGGGCCUUCGCCAGGCCUUCCGGGACUGAGGAUAUUGUCAGAAUCUAUGCAGAGGCUGAGAGCCAAUUGGAGGCAGACACAUUAGCAGCGGAAGUAUGUCAAGCAGUAUUCGACCUCGCCGGCGGUGUCGGCAACCGACCUGAACUGCCCAAGACUUCGGAAGAAUAA
This is a messenger RNA of Spodoptera littoralis (African cotton leafworm), 1662 nucleotides long. The record is from the annotation of a GenBank genome assembly. NCBI's taxonomy places the organism in Eukaryota, Metazoa, Arthropoda, Insecta, Lepidoptera, Noctuidae.